CCUCUCUCGGUCUGCCGACUUUCCAUCCCCGUCCUCCCGCGUGUUUCCCUCUCUGACGCCUCCCUCCCCCCGCAUCUUCCACGAUCAGUCACUCCACCAUUUACAGUCAAGUAAACCCUUUCCUGGUUGCCCAGCAUGGGCUUCUUCAGCACCCACGCGUCCGGGACGCAAGAUCCCCCAGAGGUGCGGAACUGGCGCAUCCACCUGAUCGCGCUCGUCGCCAGCAUGUCAGCCUUGGCUAUGGGUUAUGAUACCGCAGUCAUCGGGGGCACAAUGGCACUGGACUCCUUCCGGCGGGAUUUCGCCCUCGACCAGGUCGCCUCUACGACUCGCGACACGAUUCAAGGCAACAUUGUCUCGACAUUCCAGGCCGGUUGUUUUUUCGGCGCUCUCCUCACUUUCCCCAUCGCAGAGAAGUUCGGCCGCAGGAGAACAGUCAUGAUGGCCGGAGUGGUCUUUCUCAUCGGCGGCACCCUCAUGACCGCAGCAAACGGACACCUGAACCUGAUUUACGCCGGCCGCGCCAUUGCCGGCCUGGGAAUCGGCGCAUCCUCCCUGACGGUCCCCGUGUACAUCGCCGAGACGGCUCCGCCCUCGAUCCGCGGCCGUCUGGUCGGCAUCUUCGAGAUCGCAUCCCAGGGCGGCGGCAUGCUGGGCUUCUGGAUUAACUACGCCACGGACCGGACCAUCGACGUCAAGUCCGAGGCCCAGUGGAUCGUGCCCCUGGGCCUGCAGCUCGCGCCUGGCCUGGGCCUUGCCCUGGGAAUGAUCUGGUGCCCCGAGUCUCCGCGUUGGCUCGCGCGCGGCGACCAUUUCGACGAGGCCGAGAGGAUCCUGGUUCAGAUUCGUGGUCUCCCCGCCGACCAUGAGUACAUCCGCCGCGAGAUGAACGACAUCCGAACCCAGGUCGAGGAGCGCACCUCGAACCAGAUGACUCGGAAGCAAAUGUUCCAGAAGCUCUUCCAGAAGGGCAUCCGCAACCGCAUGGGUCUCGGAAUGGCACUCAUGUUCCUCCAAAGUUUCACUGGCGUCAACAUCAUCACAUACUAUGCCCCUAGAAUCUUUGAGAGUCUUGGCAUUUCUGGCACGUCCACAAAGCUCUUCUCCACCGGAUUCUACGGCAUCGCCAAGACCUUCGGCAUGUUCCUCUUCACCUUCUGGGUUGCCGAGAGAGUCGGCCGAAGGAAGGGUCUUCUCUGGGGUUCCGCGCUCGGCUGCAUUCCAAUGUGGUACAUCGGGGGCUACGUAAUGAAGGCUGACCCGGCUGGAGCUGCUGCUGCUGGAAUCGUUAACCGAGAUGGCUGGGGAUACCUUGCCAUGGCCUGCGUGUACAUCAACGGAGUCAUCAUUUGCGCCACGUGGCAGGGAAUCACGUGGCUCUACGCGUCCGAAGUACAAACUCUGGAGAUCAGAAUGCUGGCAGUAUCCAUCACGACCGCCACCACCUGGCUGGGUAGCUUCAUCAUCGCCCGGUCUACUCCGUACAUGAUCUCGGACCUUGGCUACGGGGCAUACUUCUUCUUCAGCAGUAUCCUCAUGCUCAUGGGCAUCUGGGCCUUCUUCUACGUCCCCGAGACCAAGGGCUUGACCCUCGAGGACAUGGACACCCUCUUUAUGAACCCUACGCACAAGACCGUGUGGGCUCAGAUGAGAGGCAGGCCCAUCGUGGCACCCGGCCGCGCCAGGUCGCCUUCCAUCACGGACGAGAAGUUUGAGGCCAAUAUCGAGGCCGCCCAGGUCGAGAGGUCCAGGUCAUGAGACUAGUGAAGGCCUUGUUGCGGCCCGGCAGUCGAAGACAAGGCAAACCGACCUGUUGUGGUUCUCAUUUUGUCAUCGCCUCAUCAUCCUUGUCGCGAAAGCGGUUUUGCUUUAUUUUUUAUAACGAAGUUGGAAGUUUGUCAACAAUUAUGAUCAAAGCUCGGUCACAAAGGAUGAUUGGGUUGGCUGGCCAGUCGCAAGUUUGGUCAUGGGCCUUAUCGCUGCUGGAAGGAUCCGAAGGAAAAAUACCCUGUAUCGAGGAUCAAGAGAUUACUGUGCGCCGUGUGCGGCCGCAAGUCCUCCAUGCUUGUCGCUUCACUUCUCUCCCUCUCUUUCUCUCUCGGUCAUGGAGUGAGGAUGGUCCAUAUCUCAACAUAGCGGACCGCAUUUCGGUUUGCUUCAACAGCAGCUCCGCAGGUGUCUGGGAUCUGCACGAUGCCUCCGCUUAAUGAAGUGGCGGAGGUGUUGUAGUUGAUACCCGUCAAAUAUCACAUCAUUUCCAGCCACAACUGAUAACGACGAUCAGCUUUCAAAAAAUGGUAGGCUUGUGAAUAAUAAACUGAAGUGAUGAGGGCACAUGAUUAGAUGAACUGUUGUUAGCAUUA
Messenger RNA from Colletotrichum destructivum, 2363 nucleotides. Its product is annotated as Putative major facilitator, sugar transporter, major facilitator superfamily. Gene Ontology annotation, cellular component: membrane. Gene Ontology annotation, biological process: transmembrane transport; carbohydrate transport. Bases 136 to 1758 code for a protein of 540 amino acids. Gene Ontology annotation, molecular function: carbohydrate:proton symporter activity. The record is from RefSeq and is a predicted model, not a curated record. The transcript has 7 exons. Lineage: Eukaryota; Fungi; Ascomycota; Sordariomycetes; Glomerellales; Glomerellaceae.